Molecule: messenger RNA, 3434 nt
Organism: Mizuhopecten yessoensis (Yesso scallop)
Lineage: Eukaryota; Metazoa; Mollusca; Bivalvia; Pectinida; Pectinidae
Product: eukaryotic translation initiation factor 2-alpha kinase 1-like
Exons: 17
Coding region: 385-2574 (729 amino acids)
Biological process (GO): protein phosphorylation
Molecular function (GO): ATP binding; protein kinase activity
Source: RefSeq, a predicted model, not a curated record
UUAAUCGUUUUGGUGUAGAAUUCGGUUAUCUGUAUUAUCAUUGCCUUUCGGCUUUCGUUGGACAUUGCGUCAUUUACUAAAUAAGAAACAGAAAGCAGUGACCCUGAACUAUAUUAAAAAAAUAGUGUCAUCUCUCACUUUACAAUGUGCUGCAGUCGACCGUAAAGCUAUGAGGAUUAAAAUAGCAUGUCGUCGAUUUAUUGCACAACACCUUGUACAUGUUUGAAAACCUUCUACAGAGUUCCAUUGAUUUGUCGGCUUUUUGUAAUCUGCUGAAUGUGCACGGAAAAUUCCAGAAACCCAUCGGCACAUUACUGCCCGUUGGAAACAACACAAUGAAAAAACUGGAAGAGGAAAUCUUCUAGCUCUGAAUGAACAAGACGGAUGGCUAAUGGGAGGAAACAUGCUGGAUGCUUGGUCUUCGGGACACAGUCAGAAUUCAAGUUCACAGGCAAUAGACCAAAGCCAAUCCGAGUCUUUGAUGAUUCUGACCUGGUGAGUGAGGUAGAUGGGCCCCCACAGCCGUCCACUAGGACCGAGGGACCUGGUAAGGAGGAAGCGGCCUUGGUACCGCGGUCUGUACCAUCACACCUACUCAUGAUCUCCAUCUUGGAACAGCUAUGUGUGGCCUAUGCCAAGGAUGAAGUCAAGGGGAGAGAACUGUUUAAGAUGAUCAGCGAACACCUGAUUAAGAUGGACGUUGUCUCCCCCAUGACUGUGCUAGACGAGAUGGGCAGUAUCAGAACCCAGUACAGAUACUUCAUGCACAAUGUACUCAGGGCAGCCAUGCUGAAACUCACAUCGAGACCUCUCAGGGCACUACCAUCAGCAGGACGGCUAAGUGAAGACACAGUCAGGUUAGACACUCAGCAUUACUCACUGCUGUCCUCUGAUGAACUGACCCAGAUGCAGACAUCUAGGUACAAGUCAGAAUUUACAGAAAUCUCUCGAAUCGGAAAAGGUGGAUUUGGGACUGUCUAUAAGGCCGCGCACAAAUUAGAUGGAACUGACUAUGCCAUAAAGAAAAUACGAUUCAAACACUCAAAACCAGAAAUAUGGCUGAAGGUUCUGAGAGAAGUGAAAGCUCUAGCGACUUUGCGCCAUUCAAACAUUGUGGGAUACAAUGGUGCCUGGCUGGAGCACCAAACCAGGGAUACUGAUGGUUACACCAAUGUAACAGAGCCUGUAGGAGGUUAUGAAGAAAGUGGGAUCAAUGAUGGCAGUGAAUCUGAAGACGGCAUAUUGUUCAUGUCCCAUUCCAAAAAAUCUUUUGUGCCAUCCAGCAGAGUGAAAGUUGGCUCUCCGGGGAAAAUUACUGAGCUUAGUGACAGUGGUGAUACAGAUGGUAGUACUACAGAUGACUCGUGCGAAGCUUGUGACAGACUGAGGGGAAAUCAGUCUAGUCGAGAUAGAGUUGGUCAUUUCAAUUUAUUUUCACUUCAAAGACAGGAGAAUUUCACUAGAAGUUCUUUCAAACACACAUGCAAGAGAAAAAUAUCUGACAAAAACAAUGAAGGUAUCCCCGACACCCUCUCCUUUUCUCAAAAAUUGGUUGCCAUAAGAAGCAAGUUUUCCCUAGAUGUAAGUGCCGUGUUUGAACAGACAGAUGUAAGUAUGUUCUGGAGUCAGGGGUUUGUGACCAGGAGGAGCCUCAGCUGUGAUCCAGCUAUCAAUGGGGAGAGGGUAUACAGACAUCCACAAGAAGAGAGCAGUCAAUAUUCGGAGGACAUCAUUAAUUCCAAGAUGCAUGUCUGUCUGUUUAUCCAAAUGGAGUUAUGCAGUGUGACACUGGACCAGUGGAUCAGGAGGAGAAAUAGCACAUGUAGCUGUUUAAAAGAUUUCAGAAAUGACUACUCUGGACUGAAUCUCAAGAUAUUCAAACAGAUAUUGAAAGGUGUGGAUUUCAUACAUUCUCAGGGACUCAUUCACAGAGAUCUCAAGCCAAAAAAUAUCUUCAUCAAUGAACCCGAGAACCAUGUGAGGAUUGGAGACUUUGGCCUGGCAAAGGACGAUCUAUUGUCACCAUCAGCUGAUAGCUUCCUAUUAACGCCAACACCAGAUUCCACAGGUGAUUUUAUGUGGAGUGACCACACUUCUGGGGUUGGAACAAGGACAUAUGCCUCGCCAGAACAGCUCAAAGGCCACUCCUACAAUAACAAGUGUGAUAUCUACAGCCUGGGGGUACUGCUGUACGAGAUAUGUAAUAAGUUUGAUACAGAAAUGGAGAAGUCGCAGCACCUCGGAGAACUAAGAGACGGAUAUUUGGACGAGGGUUUUACGGAGAGCUGUCCAACUGCGGCUAGUGCUGUGAAAAAGAUGACAUCCCUCUUCCCCCACCACCGUCCAACAGCCAAGGAGCUUCUACAGAGUGAACUCUUCCUCACCAAAGACCAGGUUAUUGCACAAAUGAAGAAGAUUGUGGAUGAAAAAGAUGCAGAAAUCCAGCGACUGAAUCAUCUCCUAGAGCAGAAGGAGCGUCACCUGAGUAGACUACAGGACGAGGCCGACAAACCUCUUCCUAACCUCAGCUUCCCUCCUGGUCUUACAUUCACACCACACAAACCUAAAUUUUGAUAGAGAGUUCAAUUACACAAAAUUCUAGUCUUACAGGAAAUUCAUUGUCAAAAUGAGUUCUAGAUGAUAUCAGUAGUUUCAUUACCAUGUAUGUAGGUGUGCCUUCAAUUAAUAAGACAAUCUGUGAUUGAUUUUAUUUACUUGAUGCAAAUACUGUUACUAGAAUCUCAGCAAUGGAUGUAAAUACUAUUAUGCUUGAAUGUGAUUAUCAAUAAUGAGAUUUUAUACUCUUGGUCAGUUUCCGUUAAUAACCCACACCAUAUACCCACCGUAAACUUCAAACCAUUAUUCCAUGACGGUGAACAAGAUAUUAAUCCUACCGUAUCCAUUCCAGUUUUCUGUGAUUCCAUGGGCAGUGGAGUCAGAUAGCUCUGUUGUUAAGUGUGAAAUCCAUGUCUUUUUUCCAAGUGUAUGAAAUUUGGGUCAUUUUUGAGUGUUUGAAAUUUGGGUGUAUGAGGUGCAUUUCAUUGAGGCUUGAGUGUAUUAAGUUCAUGUCAUUGUGAAAUCCAGAUCAACAUGAGUGAGUGAAACCUUGACCAAUUUGAGUUUGAAUUCUGGGUAGUAAUUGAGACUAGGUAACAUUGAAGAUAUUCCACUUCCUGUCGUCGAGCUAGAUUUGUAAUCAAAAACUUUAUUUAGCAUAAACGUUUCCUUAAUGCAACAAAAUUUGUAAAUUUUCAGUGAUGUUUGAAGAGUCUUGGGUUAAAAAGGACAAAUCAUUUGCACCAUGCAAAUGUGGUAACCUUUAGCUAUACAUGAAACACUGCUCUACAUGUUAUCGCCUUAAGUUGAUAUUUCAUGAAAUGAAAAUGUGUUACAGCUGGUAUUGUAAUUGUUUCAUGAAGAGACGCUUUUUAACC